Molecule: messenger RNA, 713 nt
Organism: Pieris rapae (cabbage white)
Lineage: Eukaryota; Metazoa; Arthropoda; Insecta; Lepidoptera; Pieridae
Gene: SoxB3
Product: transcription factor sox-2-like
Exons: 1
Coding region: 78-689 (203 amino acids)
Biological process (GO): cell differentiation; anatomical structure morphogenesis; regulation of DNA-templated transcription
Molecular function (GO): DNA-binding transcription factor activity, RNA polymerase II-specific; RNA polymerase II cis-regulatory region sequence-specific DNA binding
Source: RefSeq, a predicted model, not a curated record
UGCUGGUAGCAUCAGUUCACAUUGGUGCGCCUCAGUGAUCAGUUUAACGGUCGACAUGCUGCUACCUCGGUAAAACUAUGGAAUACGUUGACCAAAUAAAACCAGUUCAGAAGAUUAAAAACAACCCAUACCACAUAAAGCGUCCCAUGAACGCGUUCAUGGUCUGGUCGAGACUGCAAAGGAAGAAGAUAUCAAUGAUGAACCCGAAACUACACAAUUCUGAAAUCUCCAAGCGUCUGGGCUUGGAGUGGAAGAGUCUGGGUGAAGCAGAGAAGCGUCCCUACAUAGACGAGGCCAAGAGGCUAAGGCUGAAACACAUGCACGAUUAUCCAGACUACAAAUAUCGGCCCAGAAGAAAGAAUCGGUUAGAUGCGCCAUACGGAACACCAAUGUACACCAGGGAUUUUGUUGAAAUGGAACCUCGUCCAGAGCCCUACCCACCAAUAAGUUACCCUGACACCCAAUAUAUGUACAACAACAUGAUAUAUACCCCGAUAAGUCAACCAUCCUUUGUGCCAAUAAGAAAAGAUGAAAUACCCUUGGAUAUCAGGCCACUACCAUCAAUUGAGAGCAUCUCCCCGCGACCUUUCGUCGUCAACCAGCAGAUGAUGGUGAAAGCGUAUCAGAAUUUACACUAUGUUCCAGAAGAUGUGGCUAGGAUAUCGUAUUACCCGUUUAGUGUUCAGUAGAGGCAGUGAUAGUCAGAGCGCAAU